Molecule: messenger RNA, 864 nt
Organism: Durusdinium trenchii
Lineage: Eukaryota; Dinophyceae; Suessiales; Symbiodiniaceae
Source: the annotation of a GenBank genome assembly
AUGUCGGAGGUGCAAGAAGGGGCACAACUGCUCGCGGGGAAGGAUUUUCCUACCGCUAUCUUCACUGGAAUCAUUGAAAAGUCCAAGCUCAAGGGCAAAGUCCUUGGGGUUCUGAACACAACCCCAUAUGACACAUGGCUUGAAACAACAGCUAUGGAUUGGUCAAAGGAUCAUCCGGGGUCAGUUGCAAUGAAGAGCUUGAGCAUUGCUGAAUGCAAGACCAGCGGUGUUGUGGACUACUGUGAGAAGGAUUGGAAGCUCAACAAGCAUGCCAUGGGAUCAGUUCGGGCAUACGAUCCCAACCCUCCCAAGAAUGAUGCCGAAGUGGACAUUUCAAAGUUCGAGUUCAAGCAUGUUCAGUGCACUGUUCAGCCCAAUGGUACCGGAUGGUCUCGAUACAAGAUAGUGCUACCAGCCAGUGUCCGGCAGCUCUAUGCGAACGACGUUGUGUACGGCCCGGAAUGGCGUGAGCUUUUGUCCGACUUUGAUCGAAGGUUUGGCACCACGGCCUCAGAAGCUCCAAUCGCGCCACCUCCAGAGCCUGAACCAGAAUUGCCAGUGACUCUAUGGAGCGGAGAGCCCACGACAGUGGAUGAAAUCUUGAAUCAGUACUAUGUUGAGGCAAAAAUAUCAGGACGGACGGCUGGAACAACAUUUUUUGUUGUGGAUGCAAAAAGGAGGACUUCAGGUGUCCUCGAUCAAGUCUCCGAGCAUCAAACCUUGAAACUCUUCAUGGUUGCACACGCCACCGUCACCAUCCCGGACAGCGAAUUCAUUCUGGCUCAUGGAAGCAGCCGGUGGAUCCGAGGAGAAAAAUUCAUGGAAAUGAAACGGAAGGGCUUAGGCCGGGCCUGUUCGUCUUGA